This is a messenger RNA of Acanthosepion pharaonis, 1485 nucleotides long. The record is from the annotation of a GenBank genome assembly. Lineage: Eukaryota; Metazoa; Mollusca; Cephalopoda; Sepiida; Sepiidae.
AUGAAUUUAUCUCCUCUCUCUUACUGCCUAUAUUCCUUUCUCUUCUUAUUCCCUCCCACUUUUUCUCCAUCCACUUUUAAAAAUAUGCACUCGCUUCCAUCUUUCUUUUUCUCUCUCACUUUCUUUUUAUCUUUAAAUUCCCUUUCAUCAUUUUUUAUUUCAACUUCUUUCUUUUCGGUUCUCUUUAAGGUUCUCCUUCUUAAACUCUACGUUCUUUCUUUCCCUUCUUAUCAUGUGUCUUUCAUUUUUUCUUUUAUUUAUUUCUUUUUCUUUCUGCAUCCAUUUAUUUUUCUAUUUUUCUUUCUCUACAUUUUCAAUUUUGAAUAUUUUUUACUUUUUCAUUUUUUGCCUUUCUUUCUUUCUUUCUUUCUUUCUUUCUUUCUUUCUGUUUUCAUUCAUUUAUUUGUCUUUCUUUCCUUUUUUCUUUUCUUUCCUUUCUUUCUUUCUUUCUUUCUUUCUUUCUUUCUCCAUUUAUUUAUCUUUUUUUCUUUCCCGACGACACUUUCUGUUCCGAAUAUGUUUUACCUUUUCUUUCAUUUUUGGACUUUCUUUCUUUCUUUCUUUCUUUCUUUCUUUCUUUCUUUCUUUCUGUUUUCAUUCAUUUAUUUGUCUUUCUUUCCUCUUUUCUUUUCUUUCUUUCUUUCUUUCUUUCUUUCUUUCUUUCAUUCUUUCUUUCUUUAUUUAUUUAUCGUUUUUUCUUUCUCGACAUUUUCUGUUUCGAAUAUGUUUUACAUUUUCUUUCAUUUUCUGACUUUCUUUCUUUCGUUCUGUUUUCAUUCAUUUAUUUGUCUUUCUUUCCUUUUUCUUUUCUUUCCUUUCUUUCUUUAUUUCUUUAUCCAUUUAUUUAUCUUUUUUUCUUUCCCGACGACAUUUUCUGUUCCGAAUAUGUCUUACCUUUUCUUUCAUUUUCUUUCUUUCUUUCUUUCUUUCUUUCUUUCUUUCUUUCUUUCUUUCUUUCUGUUUUCAUUCAUUUAUUUGUCUUUCUUUCCUUCUUUCUUUCUUUCUUUCUUUCUUUCUUUCUUUCUUUCUUUCUUUCUCCAUUUAUUUAUCGUUUUUUCUUUCCCGACGACAUUUUCUGUUUCGAAUAUGUUUUACCUUUUCUUUCAUUUUCUGACUUACUUUCUUUCUUUCUUUCUUUCUUUCUUUCUUUCUUUCUUUCUUUCUUUCCCCACUUUUUUUUCUUUCUCGACCUUUUCAAUUUUGAAUAUUUUUCACCCUUUCUUUUAUUUUUGCUUUUCUAUCUUUUUUUUCUUUUUCAUUCAUUUAUUUUUCUUUUUUCUUCCUGUCUUACUUUUCUUUCUUUCUUUAUUUCUCGAUCCAUUUCUAUUUUUUCUUUUUUACUUUCUCGACUACAGUUUUAGUUUUGAAUAUGUUUUUUCCUUUUCUUUCAUUUUUGGCCUUUUAAUCUUUCUUUUUCAUUCAUUUCUUUCUUUCUUUCUAUACUUAUUUUUCUUUUUUCUUUCUCGACAACAUUUUCAAUUUUGA